Messenger RNA from Panicum hallii, 1454 nucleotides. RefSeq lists its product as uncharacterized. The coding region runs from base 120 to 1166 and encodes 348 amino acids. The record is from RefSeq and is a predicted model, not a curated record. The transcript has 9 exons. Gene Ontology annotation, cellular component: membrane; endoplasmic reticulum. Gene Ontology annotation, biological process: membrane organization; endoplasmic reticulum tubular network organization. NCBI's taxonomy places the organism in Eukaryota, Viridiplantae, Streptophyta, Magnoliopsida, Poales, Poaceae.
UCGCAUCGGGCGUCCGCAUCGGCUUCCUUGGGCGUCGCCAGCCAAAAUUCCCCAACUCGCGUCGCCACUCUGCGUGUCUUCGUCGACCAAAACCCCAACCCCAGGCUCCAGCCCCGGCGAUGGCGGGGUCCGGCGCGGACGCGGAGCAGGCGCAGAAGCGGGCGGCGGCGGCGGCGUACGACUACGAGGGCGACGCGCGCUGGUCCGACUACUGGUCCAACGUCCUCGUGCCGCCGAACCUCGCCUCCCGCCCCGACGUCAUCGACCACUUGAAGCGCAAGUUCUACCAGCGAUACAUCGACCGUGAUCUGGUGGUUGAGCCAAUGUCAUCCGCCGGUUCCACUCAGCAGAGCAGGCCAGAUGUAAGGUCUUCAUCAUCGCCAUCCAAUGAGAAUCUCAGGGCUCGUAACUCAGGGUCUACUUCGAGGUCAGCACCGCCGCGGCCACCACCAACACAAACGGACAGUGCUGUCAACCCUUUACGGUUCGAUGCACGGACUAUACAUUUCUCCAUCAAUGCCUGGGUACUUGUAGUUGCUGGUCUGGGAAUGCUUCCAAUUCUGCCAAAACACCUUGCUGACAGAGCUUGCAAACUUUCAUUACUGGGAACAAUAUUAUCCUCAGGAUAUUCUCUGUACAGUACUUAUGGGAAACCAAGAGCAUGGAACAUGCCAGCAAUUCAGGCUUGGUUACAGUCUGUACUUGCAACCAAGGAUUUUAUCCACUUAAUGUUCUCUUUUAUGCUCUUCACAUCUCAAUUGCACUUAAAGAUUGCUGCACUACCUGUGCUCUGCUGGGCACUUGAUCAUGUAGCCAGAUUCCUAAGGCGUAAUUUCGCUCGAUCCUCUUUCUAUAGGAGAUACUUGGAAGAACCUUGUCUUUGGGUAGAGACAAACAAUACUACACUGAGUCUCCUUAGUUCAAAUGCUGAAAUCGCCUUGGGCUUUCUCCUGAUCAUAUCAUUGUUCUCGUGGCGCCGUAGCAUAAUUCAGACGUUCAUGUACUGGCAGGUGUUGAAGCUGAUGUACCAUGCUCCAGUGACAUCCAGCUAUCACCAGAGCGCCUGGGCGAAAAUUGGGAGGAUUGUGAAUCCAUACAUCCACCGCUAUUGCCCAUUCCUCCAGACACCCAUUUCUGCGAUCCAGAGAUGGUGGUUCAGGCAGUGAGAUAGGCGGGGAAAUUACAUAUGCUGCUAAAUCAUUGAGCCACUCUGGUCUUUUGAGAUGGUUACACAAACAUAGCAUGGCGUUGAUUUCCUGUAAUGCAGCUCACACUGUAACCUUUGCAAGCGUGGACUGGGUGACUGAUAUCCCAGAAUUAUGGAGGGUGCUCAUCUUAGCAAGAAGGGCGUUGUAGCCUGUAAACUCAGAGAGGCGGUGUACCUUGGUGCAGGGAUGACCGUGUGUGCUGAAUACUAUCUCAGCCUGGUUAAGCUAACUUAAUUUCGUCCUGCC